Molecule: messenger RNA, 8095 nt
Organism: Lepisosteus oculatus (spotted gar)
Lineage: Eukaryota; Metazoa; Chordata; Actinopteri; Semionotiformes; Lepisosteidae
Source: RefSeq, a predicted model, not a curated record
UUCACAGUAACACUCCAUCAUCAUCAGACCUGUGAAGUGGCUGUAUGUGGUUGUUUCUGCAGUGUGUGGGAGAUCAGAUACUCAGUUUCCAAGAGAGCGCAGACAGGCAAAACAAAGGAUUGUCUCUCUUUAAAUUCGUUCUCUUUUCCGUUCCGCUUGAAUCCGGGGUUUUCUGGGGAGAGACAGGGGAUUUUGAUGACAGUUUGUUGGCAUUUUAUCCAGGGCCAGUUUUCAGGCGACAGCCCACAGAGCCGGUCCCGGGCGGGGAGUGUCGCCUGAGGGCCGCCCGUGUUAGUGUCAGGUGUCUGCGCCUCGCCAGACUCUCCACGCCAUUGUUGUGGAACACAGACAGCGGAGGACGGACGGGGGGGGGAGGAUUAGUAGGCGGUGGUAGCUGAGGGGAGAAAGGGAGGGGCGGGGCGCCGGCCGGGAGGAUGACAUCAUCUUCUCUCUGAAAUCAAUCACGGCUCCGGCAGUGAUUGGGCGCUGGCUCGCUGGCUAGAUGCUGGGAAGUUCUCUUCCCCCUUUUUUUUUUUGAAAAAAAAAAUCCUGCUUUUUUUCUCUUUCAGUUUCGUCCCCCGCCUCCAUCCCGUCGGCGCGGUCACUCCCUCCCUCUCUCUUGUCCGCGAUCCGGAGCCCAUCGGCAGCUCUUGUGUGUGAGCCCAGCGCCCGGGGCGGUCGGACUGGAGGCCCAUCAGCACCGCUCCCUGUUCGCUCGAGUCGGUGUGUCUGCAGCCGGUACCGGCGCCGGGAGAGACGCGGCGGAGGAGCCUGUGUUCGUGAAGCGCUGGGCGUUGUAGAAGCGGCUCUGUCCUGCUCUGUCGCCGGCCCCGCUCGCUGGAGGUGAACCGUUUUCUCUGCAUGCAGAGCAAGUCUUCCUGUCCAGAAGGCACAGUCUGGUUGGAAGAGAAGUGAGUGAGCUGCUCCUGCAGUGGUGAAGAGUAGCACAGGGACACCACACAGCCAUUCCUGGGGGAGAUGAAGCCGGAUGGGGUUGCCACGGCAGCAAUGGAAUCUACAGAGACACUGGAGGCGGGGCCUGUCGUCGAGGCAGCACCCUUAGGGGAGGAGCCACAGGAGCAGGUCCCGCCCCCCGAAGAGAAGCAGCCUGCCGAGGAGAAGCAGCUGGCUGAGGAGACGGCUCCCCCUGCAGCCAAGGAGGGGAACAGCAAGCUCGCGGCCGGGAAGGCCAAGCCGAAAGGCCAGGCGGGUGGUCCAGCUAAAGGCAAGGCCAAUUCUACUGGCGGGAAGGCUGCGGGUGCUGCGGGUCCCGGCUCCCGACCUGGGACGGCGCAGAACCGCUCUGCGGUUAACGGCGUCCAGAAGCCCCUGGCCAAUGGGGUGGCGAAGAAAGCGACCGCGGCCGCCACUGGCACAGAGAAGAAGAAAGUGACCAUGGCGAGCGUGGCGCCGACGAAGAGGCCGGUUGGCUCGGCCACCGGCACCCCCUCUUCCUCAAGCACGCCCAACAAGAUGGCCGACAGGAAGCCCACAGGGUCUGCCCGGCCCGUCUCGGCGGCCGGCGCCAACUCCACAUCGACCAACGGCACGAAGGCAGGGGCGGGGGCGGCCCAGCCCAACAAGAAGCCGGCGGGCGGGACCAACACUGCCCGGGUGCGGCCCAGCAGUGCCGGUGAGUCCACAGGGCCUGCCGUGACCAGACGAGUGCUCUGGGCAGGAGGGGGCGCCAAUCAGAGAGAUGCCGCCGCUGCCGCCGUCGCCACUGUUGCCGCGGCCACCGCGGUUGUCGCGGCGUCGGCACCGCAGCCCUCCCUGGAGAGCGCGGCGACCGCGGCCGAAGCAGGAGUCGCAGCCGAGCCUGUGGAGUCACCCGCUAGCGCCCCGGAGACCCCCCUGCUGGACAUCGCCGCCGCGGAGCCCCUGCAGGCGCAGGCAGCUCGGCCGCCGUUCCCCAGCGCGCGGUCGACUCCGGAAGAGGAGGCUCCUCCUCCCCCUCCCCCGCCCUCUCAGCCGACGGGUGCAGUGCCGGAGGAGGCCGUCCUGGGCCAGGACCGGCCCGCCACGCCGCCGGAGCUGACUGCGGACAGCGAGGGGCUCCCGCCUGCCAGCGCGGGCCCGGUUCCGGAAGAGCACGAGCCGGGGCAGGAGGAAGAGCGGCACGUGGCUGAGGUCCCGAAGCCCGUGGCCGCGGUGGAGCCGCAGAGACCACAGGAGGAGCCGGAGCCCGCGCCAGCGCCCGACUUCUUCAGAUCGACUCCGAAACCGGAGGAGGAGGAGGAGGACGACGACGAGGAGGAGGAGGAGGACGAGGUCGAGGAGCGGCAGGUGGCGAUCGAGAAAGCGGACGAGGAGAUCAACGACGAUGAUGAUGAGGAGGAGAAGGACGGCAGCCAGCCGGUCUCCGUGUCGGAGAUGAGCGAGACGCAGCCCACCGAGGAGGACGAGGGUGAGGAGGGCUACGCCGGGAGCGGGGCGGCCCCGAGCCUGCCGGACGCGCGGGAGAGGAGCGAGUCCAGGGGCGGCGGCGGCGCGGCCGUGUCGGAGAUGGACUCGGAAGACGUCAGCUGCAGCCAGCAGGGGGUGUCGGAGCUGAGCGCGCCGCAGUCGGACGCCGGCCUGCUGGAGGGGACGGAGAGCAUCGACGACCUGGGGGACGCCAGCCUGAAAGGCGCUGAGGGAGAGGGGGCGUCGGUGGGCUCCCCCGACAUCGAGGCGGUCCCGGAGAUCCCCGGGAACGAGCUGGAGGAAGAGGACGAGGAGGAGGAAGACGAGGAAGAGGGGGACCGGGUGUGCGACAUGGAGGUGGGCUCGGAGAGAGCGGAGGACCCCCGCCAGGCCCUGAAGGAGGAGGAGGACGAGGAUGUGGACAUGGCCAGCGAGGGCGUGACGGAGAGCGGGCUGGAGAGCUACGGCAACGCCGACGAGGACGACUUCGCGGAGGAAGAGCGGGCCGUGGACAACCUCCUGGCGGCCCAGAGCAGCAGCGAGACCAGCACGCCGGAGGAGCUGAAGGACUACGACAGCAGCUCGGGGGUGGAGUCCCGCUCGGAGGAGAAGCCCCCCGAGCAGCGGCCGCCGGGCGGGCGCCCCGAGGUCGAGCAGGACCUGGGCAUCCACCUGGAGAGGGGCGACGGCGAGGACGAGGAAGAGGAGGAGGCGGAGACGCUGCCGGCCGACGAGGUCCUGGGGGACGCCCCGACCGAGCCUGCCUCCGCGCCCUCCUCCCGCUCGCGCUCCGCCGCGUCCUCGGAGGACGAGGCCAGCGACACCGAGGGCGAGGCGCAGGUGGGCGAGCCGGACCCCCACGGCGUCGACAACCUGGCCUUCGAGAAGGUGGCGGCGGCGGCGGCGGCGGGAGACACCGCGGCCGCGCUCUCGGCCCUGGAGGAAGAGGCAGCCGAGGAGGAGGAGGAGGAGGAGGCCAGCCUGAUGGGCGGGGAGGGGGACGGCGACACGCCGCAGUCCGCCAACUCGGCGGCGUCCUACGUCUUCGACUCCAACGCCCACUCCACCACGGAGAGCUGCGGGAAGAGCCCCGGCAUCUUCUCCCUGGAGAACGAGGACCAGCUCCCGGAGGAGAUCAAGGAGCUCAACCUGCGGGCCGCCGCGGGCCAGGGGGACGGGGAGGCCGUGGGGCCGCCCGUCGACCUGCUGCCCCUCCAGGAGGGGGCGCUGGAGCUCUCCGCCCCGGGGGGGGGCGAGGGCGAGGGCGAGCAGGAGUACCUGUUCUGCGAGAAGGCGGGGUACCCCCAGGCUGGCGGCGGUGGGGUCGGCCGGGAGGCCUCUCCCCUCCCCGGAUCCCCGGAAAGCCCCGCCUCUCCGCCCCCGGGACAGGAGGGCGACCCCGUGCUGCCCUGCUACGCGGCCCUGUGCGAAAAGACUGAUAGCGCGCUGGCAGGCGGGGGGCAGAACGAGGGCGGCCACCUCCUCCGAUGGAGCCCUGAACUCCUGGGAGGGGAGCAGCCGCAGCCGGAGGAGCAGCAGCCGCAGCAGCAGCGGCAGGGUGGAGAAGCCCCGCUGCACUGGGAGAUCCCAUGCGAGGAGACGCAGCCAGCAUGUCGCCAGGAACAGGAGUGCAAGGAGCAGCAGCAGCAGCAGAACAAAACGGCACCAGUGGCGGUGCUCCUCUCGCCGUCCUCCGCGCUCAGCACCAUCUACGAGGCCAUGGAAACCACGGACGAGGAAGAGGAGGGAGAAGGGGUGUGGAUCCGGCGGGAGGGGGCAGAGGAGUGUGGGGAGCUGCAGGCGGCGACGGGGAAGGAGGAAGACCUGCACAGCCAGGAGCGGCCCGACCCGCAGCGCCCCCUGCUGGAGCUGGACUGGGUCAACAAGGCGGAGAUGGUCCAGCAGCUGAUCAACCAGACGCUGCUGCUGGCGGGGGAGCGCUGUCCCCUGCUGCUGACCGGCUCGGGGGGCACGCUGAGCCCGCUGGAGUCGAGCCGCUGGCCCGAGCUGCUCUCUCCGCUUGACCCCCCCGGUGCCAGCAUCACCGCCGUCACCAGCUACUCCCCCGAGGACCACGGCUGCAGCCAGGGUGACUGGACCGUGGUGGAGCUGGAGACUCACCACUGAGGCACAGCCGGGAGCACGCCAGCCAUCAAUACCUGUUCAUCACUGAUCAAUAACCCGCCGUCCAGCGCUGCUCAUUUCAGCUCAUUCACUUCAGUUCCAUUCCAAAACCUGGAAGCAUCACUGAUUGAUAACUUGAAAUCAUCUUCAAUCAAAAGACACGCCACUGAGCAAUAUCCUUAUCCAUCACUGAUCAAUAACCGAUAAUUCACCCCUGGUCAGCGACAGGGUGAAAAACCACCCUACCACCAAUCGGCACCUUAUUUAUAAUCACUACUGGAAGGAGGGAGAGCAGUCGGCAACCAAUCAAUUUCAAUCCGAAAACUGAUCAGCAAUCAAUUAAGUGUCUAAUGUAUAAUCGUCAGAACUGUCAAUUUGCAGCAGGAAGCAAAAGCCACCUGAGGGAUCUAAGGAAUCUGUAAUCAGAUGAGGGCUGUCUGCUCUGGCUUUCCUAAUCAACAACUGAUAUGGUUUUGGGCUGGAGACACAUCUGAGAUCCAUCAGCUAUCAAUCGUCAGUCAGGCUACAGGUGCAAUACCUCAUCCUCCCGGCGUGAGGCAACACCUGCACGGAAAACAUGAAUCACUGCCAGCUGGGGUUCUUGAUAGUGUUUACUUUAAUAAUGUGUUUUUUUUUUAAUUAAUGAUGAUCUCUAAUUGAAGGAUGACUCCUGACUGCUGGACUUGGUAUCAGACUUGUCUUCCUUUGCAGAAGGAAGGAUCUCGGGCAGAGGGACGGAGCCUUGUGCUGUUCGAACAGGCAGUGAACUAAAAAACAGAGCUGAAGCCUCUUGGCAAACAGCUUACAACAUUAGUGCUGCCAUCCUGCCGACAACACUGGAAGUGGGUUUUGGGAAGGGAGAGGUCGAAGGUCAUGCUUUAAUCUGGCUGGGCUCUGGGCGUAACAUGACGGCAGUAAAAUGAGAGUUUGAAAUUCUUUCUCCUCUCUCCUUUGGGAGGGAGAUGGAGGGAUAGAGGCUUCAUCUGUGCUGUUUUGUUGGCGAUGUGCUGUAGAGGAGUCUGUGUGUGGGAGGCCUCUUGGCAUUCCAAGGCCAUGACAUAAUUUCCUGGGUCUUUCUGUCUGAGGGGACGCUGCGGUUGCUGAUGUCAUAAUCAGAACAGAGGAGUGGAGGAACAAAGGGUGAACAGAGCGAGGGGGAGGGGAGAGGAGGAUGGGCUGUGUUGCAGUAGAGAGAGAGGGGACUGAAGGGGGGGGUGGGGGAGAAAAACAGCUCAUUAUCUUUAUGGGGCAGCAGUGUUUCUACUCCUGCAACAAGUUAGCAGAUUUGAAUUUUUGCCAAUGCAUAGACCAUGUCUAGCUAUGGAAGAAUUUGGUUGGUGUGGACUGGAGACAGAGGGGCACAGUGGGAGCAAGAGAGGCUGGCUAGGCCAGGGCUUAGUCAAAGGAGAGGGGUAGAAGGAGCUGAGAGUGGAGAGAGAGGGAGAAAAAGGGGUGUAGGGUACCUCAUGGGGAAGAGAGAGGUCUGUAACAAUGAAGAAGGCAGACAGCUGGCCAGCCCAAGUUUCUGAGAACAGUGGGAUUGGUGUGUGGCUCAGAGAGCUAGCAUCAGCAGAACGAGUCAGCUCUGUCUGCAGCAUAUUUGCUUUCUCUGCAUUUGUCUUUUAAUAUUUUCUCUCCUGAAUGCAGCAUGUUCUGUGGUUAAUAUUCUGUUUACAGGUGUUGUGCCUGUUGAAGCAGCUAUUACAUUUUUACGGCACUUAUUCUUCAGGAGACUCGUAUGGUUUUUGUGCCAGUCUGGAUUCAGGGAUGACAGGAUACAUUUCAGGGAUACAGGGCUGAAAUAAGUUGAGCAUGAAAUUCAGGUUUUAGACAAAAGUCUUGCCUGUUGAAAUGCAUGCUUAAAUCCUGAGCCUUGUUUCCAAAGCUACAGGAAAGGUGAUCUCACUGCAGAUCAGAAGAUGUCUAUGUCCGUUCGGGCUCUCUAGUACUUUAGACCAAUGAAGAAUGAUGGUCAGUGGACAAAGCUCCAGUGAACUGAACAUUUUUGCAGAGUUGAGCUGCUGUAGUUCCUAAUGGACUCUUUUUAACAGAAGGGUGAUGCAGAAGCGGUUUUCAAAACCAGUGAUGUAUGCUGGCACGUUGAACCAGGGGCAGUUGUGAACUCUGGAGGUUAAUCACCUAAAUGAUAAGAGUUUCCACUUUUUAUCUAUUGCACUAUUUUCUCCGUAAUUCUGUGGAUCUCUGUGUUUUCUCCUCUUUUUCCCUACUGUUUUUGACAAUUGAUUCAUACUGAGGGAGCAACUGGCCAAGUCAGGGAUCAGUGAGGCCCUGUAAUGGGCUUCCUCUUCUAGACUCCAGUUUUUUUUGGCAGCCCUCCCUUGUCACAGUGGAGGAGGGAAGGGGAGAUUAUGGUUGUGUAGUUCUUUCAGGUUUAUCUUACACACCUGCUUACACUCUGAACACUUCUGGUACGAUACCACAUUUAAUUUAAUUUAUGUGCUUAAAGAUUUAUUAGUCUCAAAUGGUACAAGGACCAAUGGCUUUCAACGGUGUCCUGAGUUAAAGGUGGCUUUUACUGUUCUGUAUAAAGCAAACCCCUGGGUACUCCUGUUCGGGUGCUCUUUACAGAGCAGGCUCAAGACCGCACUCGAAACCUGUGACACCUCGGGGCUCUAGCAGCGCAGGGUGGGACAGCAGUCAGAUGGUACAAUCUAUUCACACAGGAUACUGUGAAAAUGUGAAUAAACAGCACUGUACUACUGGAUUGUAGCACAGCACGCGUGUAUCAGAAGGACUUCUGGAGAUAGUAUUGUUCUAACAAUUAAAGACUUAAGCAUGAACUUUUGUGCCAAGCCAAUGCACUGCAGGUGCUUAUAACAAUAGGAACUAAUUUUAUUUGCUGAACUGUUAUUUAGUAGACUGUCCUUAAUGCAAGAACAUAAAUUCCCUGUUUAGACCUUGGUAAAUGUUUGAAUAAAAGCUGGACUUUUUUCUGCAGUUCUAUUUUCUGACAGAAGGGAGAUGGCAGUGCCUGUGCAUUUCUGACAUCGGGAAAAGGGAAUGCAGGUUGUUUUUAUUUCCACUGUAGGGCAGAUGAAAAGCUGUGAAGUAGUUUUAAGUAAGGAACUUAGAAGUUACGGAGCGCACUACAGAAGGGAUUGAAACUUGCAAAUACAAACGUGUAGUAGAGAAAUGUGUUCAGCUGAUCCUGAACCUAAGUCUAAUAGACUUCGGGAGAAGGCAGGUUUUUUUCAUUCUGAUGUUUGAAUGCUUGUGUGCAGUAGCUCAGGUCAGGUCAUUUGUUUACCCUACAGACUGAAGAAGAGCGUUUUAUAGGCCAGUCUUCAAUCUUUUAGGAUGUGUUUUCAGUAAAUGGUUGUGCUUUUGUGUAGUUGUGCAAUUUAAUAAUUAGGUCAAACGCCUCCUGUAACUUGAAAGAAAAAGGGAAAGGGGAGACGCAUGGGCCUCAGGCUGGAGGUUCGAGGUUCUGUGAAAUGGCAGCUAAAUGUGAUUUUUCUCCAGUAUUGGAAAGUUUAUUUUGUAAUUGAGGCUGUGGUUCAGCUGGAAGGAAGGGAGGUGAUUUUAUAUACAGGUUGAUUUUCUU